GUCUACUGGCGCUCUAUUUGAUUCUACGUUAAUAAAAUCGUAACCGAAAGUCCAGUUAUCACCUUAUAACCCAUCUGGCAUCUGCCAUGCCCCCAUCAGGUAAUAAACACAACAGAGACGUCCCCAUCCGAACGCCAACCUCUUCCGCUUGGCCCUCUCGACGAUCAGAUCCAGCUGAAACUACCACAGAACCCUCGAUGGCUGACUUUCGCAACAAAACUGUCAAGCAUCAAGUUAAAAUUUGGUUUUGCCCGUACUGCAAUAAAUCGUUCAACGACUCCCGCCACAAUACCGUGCGGCAUCUUCUGGGUCUAGUCGAAGAAGGACGAGCGCCGUGCUGCAACUGGCGCAACGGUGUUCAUAGCCCCGCAGACCGGCUGGAUUACCUGUAUGGUAGAUUACCGAAGCGAUAUCCCUACUACCGCCAGUACCAGGAUAACGCGAUGACGAAGCUAGGAGAACGAGUUAACACGGAAUGGACAAGUGUGGAUAGAAAACACACCAUCCAACUACAUCCUGAUGAUUUUCAAGAAGGGAUGAAACUGCGACAGAAAGUUCAACGCCAGCCCCGGAAACCAGCACGGGAAGAUUCCCCGGAAAUUAUCGAGCUGCCUGUAUCUACAAAAAAACCUUCCACCGGUACCGAAACGGCUUCCCGUAAACGGCGUGCUUCCAGAACUUCACCGGAGAGGUUGGGUAUGAUAAAAAAGUCUGCAUCCGACAGUGCAGCGAACGGCACGCAAAUUUUACCGGAGAGUGGUACUUUUCGAGAGCCUCCCAUGGCGGUUGGAAAGCCGGUAGCACCGGGGGACACUUUCCUCGUUACGCUGCACAACGGCGACGGUAUAACAGUCAAAGUUACACUGCCGGCUGGUACGUCACCACCUAAGGUCACGGUUGAGAGAAUGUUAACGCAGACCAGAAUCAAAAAUGGAAGCGAUAAUAACUGGCAUCAUUUGACUCACGAUUCCAUUCAGCAAAGAUACUUUAACGUCGCGAAUACGGAAACUCGGCUUCAGGAAGGAACUUCGGCAUCGUCUCAGCCGCCACCUCGUGAUGGCUCGUUGGAUCGGGCCGUCAGUUAUUUGUGGAACCUGUAAAACAGUAAGAUACUGAACGCUUUUUGUUUCUGCAUUUGUUGCGUUCACUGGUUAAUUUUUUAAGUCAUUCGCAUAAGUCGAAAUUAUGUCGGAGGGAUUAAGUUGACCUUGAAGUACCCGCCUGUAUGAUAAGUAAUCCCACUUUGUUAUGGCAUUGAUUUUAUGUAAUUUAAUAUUAAUCACAGUUGCUUGUUGUUGUUUAGGAAGAAGAUGUCAGUUUGUCAACUGAGUGAUCAGUUGCCCGUUUUAUUUAUAACGCAUAUGGUUAUAAAUGUUCUUUCGCGAUUGUUGUUCAGAACUGUUACCAACUAAGUAAACG
Molecule: messenger RNA, 1419 nt
Organism: Paramacrobiotus metropolitanus
Lineage: Eukaryota; Metazoa; Tardigrada; Eutardigrada; Parachela; Macrobiotidae
Exons: 2
Coding region: 87-1100 (337 amino acids)
Source: RefSeq, a predicted model, not a curated record